CUAAAAGACAUAUCAUAAAUAAGUGGAGUAAAUACAGACACACAACUACUCUAGAGAGAGAGAUAUCAACAAGAAUGGCUAUGACCUCAUAAAUAAGUAGAGCUAGAAAAUCAUACUUCACACACACAAGUAAAAGAGACUAGUGAUGGAAGGGGAGAUCAACAACUUGAUCCUAGUUUGGAGCAUCGUAGUUGCCUCCUUAUGCUACACCCACAAAGUAGGCGAAAUCUUCCCCACCGGAAAACCAAGAAUCAUAGCAAUCUCCCCAAUAAUAUGCCUCUUCCUUGCCCUUCCUCUCAACUUCACCUCCAUACAUUUCGCAGGCAUCACUUCCUUCUUCAUCUCAUGGCUUGCAAGCUUCAAACUCAUGCUCUUCGCCUUCAACCAAGGCCCCCUCUCAUCCCACCCCCCAAUCCCCUUAUCCCGUUUCAUCCCCUUAGCUUGUUUCCCCAUCAAAAUCCAGCAACAACAACAACAUCCCAAAAUCUCACCUCACAAAUCCUCACCUCUAAACCACUUCACAAAAAUCAUCAUCCUAGCCCUCCUCAUACGCAUCUACGCCUACAAAAGCCACAUACAUCCCCACAUAAUCUUGCUGUGCUAUUCCUUGCACAUGUAUCUCAUGCUUGAGAUGAUCCUCGCCGUCUUCGCCGCCGUUGUAAAAUCUCUACUACGAGUCGAGCUCGAGCCCCAAUUCAACGAACCCUACCUUGCUACCUCACUGCAAGAUUUCUGGGGGAGGAGGUGGAAUCUGAUGGUGUCCAACAUCUUACACCCCACCGUUUACCGGCCGGUGAGGUCAGUCGCGGCCCGUUUCGUGCCGGGAAAGUGGGCCGGGAUCCCGGCGGUUUUGGCUACUUUUUUGGUCUCAGGGCUCAUGCAUGAGCUGAUUUUCUACAACAUUGGGAGGUUGAGACCGACUGGGGAGAUGAUUUGCUUCUUUCUGCUACAUGGGGCGUCUAUGUCUCUGGAGAUGGUGGUUAAGAAAUUGUGUGAUGGGAGAUUCAGGCUACCUCGGAUUGUUUCGGGGAGUUUAACGUUGGGGUAUGUGAUUUACACCAGUUUUUGGCUGUUUUUUCCGCCGUUUUUGAGGGCGAAAUCGGAUAUCAAGAGCUGCAGGGAGUCGCUUGCGUUCAUAGAGUUUGUUAGGAAUCAUCGGCUCGUGGGGCCCAGUGAUAUUUCUUGUCCGUUUCUAUGAGAUUUCAAGGUUGUGAUUCAUUCGACAAAUGAUGAAUGAGGUCCACGCUUGAUUUCAAUCACACUCUACAAAUAGCACAAUCACGGUGUCUGAGGCUAGAGCUCUCAUGGUCAUGGCGGCGAAUUUCGCUCUCGUUGGAUCCGUUUUGGAGUAGGAGGCAUCGGCUUCUGCUGGAGUGGUGGCACCGAUGUUCACGAUCAGCCGUGCUCUUGCCAUGGUGUUGCUAGUGUUCAGAUCUUUAUAUAUCUAUUUCGAUUUGUAUUCGAUAAUAUUUUUUUUAUCCAUUCACAAAAAAUAUAUACUUCAAAAAAAAUCCGAUGUUCAAAAUUUUUAUUAUUUUGAGACGUUUACAAAAA
Messenger RNA from Salvia miltiorrhiza (redroot sage), 1554 nucleotides. RefSeq names its product probable long-chain-alcohol O-fatty-acyltransferase 5. Gene Ontology annotation, biological process: lipid metabolic process. The record is from RefSeq and is a predicted model, not a curated record. NCBI's taxonomy places the organism in Eukaryota, Viridiplantae, Streptophyta, Magnoliopsida, Lamiales, Lamiaceae. Bases 146 to 1198 code for a protein of 350 amino acids. The transcript is spliced from 2 exons.